AAAAGGAACCGAACCAUCCGCGUAUAAAUUAAGCAGCGAAGCAAUCGAUUUUAAUUUCGCUCAACGCUCCCAAGAUUUUUGAAUUGAAGCUGCGGGUCAGGUUUGCAACUGAGGAGCACAUCCAAGAUCCACUGCGAAACAAUGGAUGGACAUAAUUCGGACGAGUCAAAGCAAAACACUGCUGAUAUGACAGUUUUUGUGCAAAAUCUUCUUCAACAAAUGCAAUCAAGGUUUCAAACGAUGUCUGAUUCCAUUAUCACCAAGAUCGAUGACAUGGGAAACCGUAUAAAUGAGUUGGAGCAAAGCAUCAAUGACCUAAAAGCAGAGAUGGGAGUGGAGGGCUCCUUAUCCCCGUUAGACCCAUCAAAGCAAAAGUCGGAUGAAGCGAAACAAGAUGAAGGCUCAGCAUAAAACUUGGCCAAAGACUAUAACUCGCAGUUGAUUGUGAUUGUAAUGGUUUUGUUUGAGACUACUUUUGUCAAGAGAGGGACAAUACUAGGAGUUCCCAUCUCCCUUUUCUUUUUCCCUUGUAUUAAGUAUUUUAUUCUAUGAACUUUGAGCACAAAUUAUCUUGCCUUAUCCUCAUUUUAAA
Molecule: messenger RNA, 592 nt
Organism: Hibiscus syriacus
Lineage: Eukaryota; Viridiplantae; Streptophyta; Magnoliopsida; Malvales; Malvaceae
Product: heat shock factor-binding protein-like
Exons: 5
Coding region: 142-411 (89 amino acids)
Biological process (GO): cellular heat acclimation
Cellular component (GO): cytosol; nucleus
Molecular function (GO): transcription corepressor activity
Source: RefSeq, a predicted model, not a curated record